Pelodiscus sinensis (Chinese soft-shelled turtle) is the source of this 6008-nucleotide messenger RNA. The record is from RefSeq and is a predicted model, not a curated record. Lineage: Eukaryota; Metazoa; Chordata; Testudines; Trionychidae.
AUGCCAGGCUUUCAGAUGUGAACGUCUAGAAAGGCCUCUUGUGAUGUGCUUCCUGACAGCCUGGGAUUGAUCUGUUCUCCCAAUCUCCAUGAUGGGACCCGUUCCCUGAUCCCGUGGACCACUCAGAAUGUCUGAGACCAUUGAUCAUACUGGUUGUGUCCUCUUUCAGCUCCCCUCGCAGGAUUUCAUUUUUCUUGAUGCAUCAUGGCUGUGAAUUUCCGUGAUACACCACCUCCCCUCUUUUAGAAGGACAUUGUGCUGCAUCAUGGGAAAUGUAAUCUGAUAAGGAAGCCUAGUCAAGAGAGGAGAAUGGGAGCAUGAAACAGCUGAACUACAUUUCCCUGGAUGCACCAAAGCCAGGAUAAAGCUUUUCCCCUUCUGGAAACCCAGCUUGGAUCAGAGACAGCGCCGUGUUUCUUGCCCACGAUCCCAAUGCACUAGAAGCGAGGCGCAGGCUCUCUGAACGAGUGAAGAUGGCUAGAAAGAGAAAGGUCUAGAGGAGACGAGUGGCAGGGUGAGGGAUGCUUCUAGACAGAUUUCACAGAAGGAGGAGGAAUAGAAAAGAAGAGGAGGAAAAAAAAAGGCAGAUGUUAGAAAAAUACAGUGAGUGACUGAUCUGCUAGGUGUAAUCAACCAUGAUUGAAAAAUGCAGUCUUUCAACGGGAGACCAAGAUGCUGCAGCUGUGUUUUGUGAGAGGAGGCCUGGGGUUCCUGGGCAUCAGGCGCCUCUCCCUGAUCCAUGCCGCCUUCCAGAGCACCCAGCGGGUGGAGUACAAGCCCAUCAAGAAAGUCAUGGUGGCCAACAGAGGGGAAAUUGCCAUCCGGGUUUUCCGAGCCUGCACCGAGCUGGGGAUCCGGACGGUGGCUGUCUAUUCCGAGCAGGACACAGGGCACAUGCACAGGCAGAAGGCGGACGAGGCUUAUCUCAUUGGGAAGGGACUGCCCCCCGUCCAGGCGUAUUUGCACAUUCCUGACAUCAUCAAAGUAGCCAAGGAGAAUGAAGUGGAUGCUAUUCACCCCGGCUAUGGCUUCCUGUCAGAGCGCUCAGACUUUGCCCAGGCUUGCAAUGAGGCUGGAGUACGCUUCAUCGGCCCCAGCCCAGAAGUGGUACGCCAGAUGGGUGACAAGGUGGAAGCCCGUGCCAUCGCCAUUGCUGCAGGGGUCCCUGUGGUGCCGGGCACCGACUCCCCAAUAUCAUCUCUCAGUGAGGCCCAUGAGUUCUCCAAUAAGUAUGGCUUCCCCAUCAUCUUCAAAGCUGCAUAUGGCGGAGGUGGACGAGGCAUGAGGGUCGUGCGCAGCUAUGAGGAGUUGGAGGAGAAUUACACCCGGGCGUUCUCAGAGGCGCUAGCUGCUUUUGGGAACGGAGCUCUCUUUGUGGAGAAGUUCGUCGAGAAGCCAAGACACAUUGAGGUCCAGAUCCUGGGGGACAAGUAUGGGAAUGUGGUGCACCUUUACGAGCGGGACUGCUCCAUCCAGAGGCGGCACCAAAAGGUCGUGGAGAUUGCCCCGGCGGCUCACCUAGACUCCCAGCUCCGUUCCAAACUCACCAAUGAUGCCGUCAAACUGGCCAAGCAGGUGGGCUAUGAAAAUGCCGGCACGGUGGAGUUCCUGGUAGAUAAGCAUGGCAAACACUACUUCAUUGAAGUGAAUUCCCGGCUUCAAGUGGAGCACACGGUGACAGAAGAGAUCACAGACGUGGACCUGGUGCAUGCCCAGAUCCAUAUCGCAGAGGGGAAGAGCCUGGAAGAGCUGGGCCUGAAACAGGACAAUGUACGCAUCAAUGGCUGUGCCAUCCAGUGCCGCGUCACCACUGAGGACCCCUCCCGUGGCUUCCAGCCCGAUACUGGCCGCAUCGAGGUUUUCCGAAGUGGAGAGGGCAUGGGUAUCCGUCUGGACAGCGCCUCCGCCUUCCAGGGGGCUAUCAUCUCCCCUCACUAUGAUUCCUUGCUGGUCAAGGUGAUCGCCCAUGGGAAGGACCAUCCCACGGCUGCCUCCAAGAUGAGCCGAGCCCUGGCUGAGUUCCGCAUCCGAGGUGUCAAGACCAACAUCCCCUUCCUGCAGAACGUGCUGAGCAAUGACCAGUUCCUGCGGGGCACGGUGGACACCCAGUUCAUUGACGAGAACCCCGACCUCUUCAACCUACGCCCCGGCCAGAACAGGGCCCAGAAGCUGCUGCAUUAUCUUGGCCACGUGAUGGUCAACGGCCCCACCACGCCCAUCCCCGUCAAGGCCCGGCCAUCCCCCAUUGACCCGGUCGUGCCCUCUGUGCCUCUGGGAGACGCCCCCAUAGGCUUCCGAGAUAUCCUGCUCCGGGAAGGACCCCAGGGCUUUGCCAAGGCUGUGCGGCAGCACCCAGGGCUGCUGCUCAUGGACACGACCUUCCGGGAUGCCCACCAGUCCCUGCUGGCCACCCGCGUCCGUACACAUGACCUCAAGAAGAUCUCACCCUUUGUGGCCCACAACUUCAACAACCUCUUCAGCAUUGAGAACUGGGGAGGUGCCACGUUUGACGUUGCCAUGCGCUUCCUGUACGAGUGCCCGUGGCAGCGGCUGCAGGAGCUCCGUGAGCUUAUCCCCAACAUCCCCUUCCAGAUGCUGCUGCGGGGGGCCAACGCCGUGGGGUACACCAACUACCCCGACAACUCCGUCUUCAAGUUCUGUGAAGUGGCAAAGGAGAACGGCAUGGACAUCUUCCGCGUCUUUGACUCCCUCAAUUACCUGCCCAACAUGCUGCUGGGAAUGGAGGCGGCGGGACAAGCCGGGGGGGUGGUGGAGGCAGCAAUCUCUUACACGGGAGACGUGGCCGACCCCACCCGCACCAAAUACUCCCUGGACUACUAUGUCCAGCUGGCUGAGGAGCUGGUGAAAGCUGGGACGCACAUCCUCUGCAUCAAGGACAUGGCUGGGCGGCUGAAGCCACGUGGCUGGGAGCUGCUGGUGGGGACGUUGCGCCAGCACUUCCCUGAGAUGCCCAUCCACAUCCACACCCACGACACCUCGGGGGCAGGCGUAGCCUCCAUGCUGGCCUGCGCUGCAUCCGGCGCCGACAUCGUAGACGUGGCUGUGGACUCCAUGUCCGGCAUGACCUCCCAGCCCAGCAUGGGCGCCUUGGUGGCCUGCACCCGGGGCACCAACCAGGACACAGGCAUCCAGAUGGAGAAGGUGUUUGACUACAGCGAGUACUGGGAGAUGGCGCGGGGCCUUUACGCCGCCUUCGACUGCACGGCCACCAUGAAGUCGGGCAACGCCGACGUGUAUGAGAACGAGAUCCCCGGGGGGCAGUACACCAACCUGCACUUCCAGGCCCACAGCAUGGGGCUGGGCAACAAGUUCAAGGAGGUCAAGAAGGCCUAUGUAGAAGCCAACAAGCUUCUGGGGGAUCUCAUCAAGGUGACACCGUCAUCGAAGAUCGUGGGGGACCUGGCACAGUUCAUGGUGCAGAACAACCUGUCGCGGCAGGAGGUGGAGGCCAUGGCAGACGAGCUCUCCUUCCCGCGCUCCCUGGUGGAGUUCCUGCAGGGCUACAUCGGGAUCCCCUACGGUGGCUUCCCUGAGCCCUUCCGCUCCAAGGUGCUGAAGGACCUGCCCCGCAUUGAGGGGCGCCCAGGGGCCUCGCUGCCCCCCCUGGACUUCCAGCAGCUGGAGAAGGACCUGCGCACACGGCACCAGGAGGACGAGAUCACCCCUGAGGACGUGCUCUCGGCCGCCAUGUACCCCAAAGUGUUCGACGAGUUCAAGGAGUUCACGGCCACCUUUGGCCCCGUCGAGUGCCUCAACACCCGCCUCUUCCUGGAGGGGCCCAAGAUCGCCGAGGAGUUUGAGGUGGAGCUGGAACGUGGAAAGACUCUGCACAUCAAAGCCCUCGCGCUGGGAGACCUGAACCGGGCUGGCCAACGCGAGGUCUUCUUCGAACUCAACGGCCAGCUGCGCUCCAUCCUGGUCAAAGACACCCAAGCCAUGAAGGAGAUGCAUUUCCACCCCAAGGCGCUGAAGGACGUCAAGGGCCAGAUCGGGGCCCCCAUGCCUGGCAAGAUCAUCGACAUCAAGGUGAAGGAGGGGGCAACGGUUGAAAAGGGGCAGCCCCUCUGCGUGCUCAGUGCCAUGAAGAUGGAGACCGUGGUCAAUUCCCCUGUGGCCGGCACCAUCAAAAAGAUCCACGUCAAACCCGACAUGCACCUAGAGGGAGACGACCUCAUCCUGGAAAUUGAAUAGGCCCCACCCCCUGCUGCAUUCUGCUUCCCCUCCGCCACCCCGGACAGAGAACUGCCCCACAAUGUGUCGGAUGCAGACGGCACACUGUCACUUUAAGGGCAUGCACAGCCCACUUUUAACCCUUUGUUUAGAGGAGAUGUUCCAGCUUCUUUCUCUUCUCCCACCCCACCAUCUCAGCUAUCGGAGUCCUGCUUAGCCUCAGAGUCACCCAGCUUUUGGGGGAGGUGCAGUUCCUUCCACCACUACAUGCAUCAAGUGGUGUAAUUCCUUCUGCCACCACCAGGGACUGUCUAUGCACAUGUCAUGGAUUAACAGGGCUGUGUUACGGCCCAGCCUUUACGCAGUCUUUUGGCAGUGACCCCAUUGGUGUGCCAGAGCCACGCUUCCCCCCAGGCAGCCAGAUGGCCUCAGCAACUCCAUGGCCUCAGUCCCCCUGCUUCCCCUGUGAGCACCUUCCGCCUGGCCAGCUGCAGUCAGACCCCUGGAGAGACUCUUCUCUUCUCCGGGAGCGACGUGCCCAGGGAGAAUCGCUGGUGAGGCCCAGGCAGCAGGCUUGGCAGACCCUUUCCCUGAGCUCCUUAGACCACAGAUAUGAUCAGCACUUUCCCCCCAGUGGGCAGUGAUGCAAAGUGGCCAGUCCAGAGUCACAGAGACAGUUCAUCACUACAGAGAAGUCCCACCUGUGCCAUAGCAUCAUACAGCCUACAGGUGCAGUCCCUCUUCCUCUGCCAGGGGGAAGCUGAUCUCAGAGGCUAAGCUUUGCUGCCCCCUGCCAUCCCACUUACUCUGCUACCAAUUGCAUUAUACCCAUCAAGUGCCAGGGGGCACUAUUCAGCCAGGUCCUCCCCUGCACCAUGUAGGGUGUUCAGUGGGGCUGACAGAAUUGCCAGGCCCCUGGAAAGGGAGGGGCAGCUCUGUGUGCCUGAAGGGGGCAGAGCUGGGGCAGCCAGCCCUCUGUGUCACACGGCCACUCCCCUUCCCCCUCCUCCUCUCAGCCAGUCCUCAGUACUGCCUGGAGGGAAGUAGUGGGCCCUUUUGAAUAUCUGGGUCCCAGGGUAGUUGCCCCCUUUGAUCUCCCUCCUUCAUCAGUGGACCAGGGGGUGCUGUCCCCCUUGACCCUCCAGUCCAGGUAUCCCUCAACUCUGGGGGCACUGUCCCUACACACCUUGCCACUACAUUCUGUGCCCCCAAAAAGCUGCUGCUUCCCCCAGGCUUAACCAUGACUCCUUUCUCCCUGGUUGGGGGAGAGGGGUUCUCUCCCCUGCCAUGCUGCUUCUGGGGGCCCCUCUUUCUGCUUCAGCCCUGGGUUAGUCUAGCAGCCCAUAAUCAAGUUUUGUGUCUAUUGUCUUAAUUGUCAACUCCUGCCCCUAAAUAUGGAUGCCCCUCCCCCCUCAGAGCAGAUAGGUGCUAAGGGGCAUUUCUAGCCAUGAAUUGCCCCCACCCCUGCUUCCCAGUGACCCCACCCCAGUGUUGGUCUGGGUGGGGCUUCCAUAGGGUGAGAGGGGGCACCCAGUGGGUAGUGACCAAAGCAAUCAUGCUGGGUUUGGGGGGUGGAGGAUGGCGGUUCAGAUGUUUACAGGGUUGUUUGCCCAGAGCUGGGGAGAGGGAGAGAUCCCCUCCUCACUGCCCAAGGGCACGGGAACAAACCUCACAGCUGUGAGGCCAGUCUGUGGUGCAGGAGUCCUGAGGGCCCUGUCAAGCUGGAAGGAUCAAGGCCGUUUUUGGAAAGGACUCAGUGACUUGGCCCCUGAGGAGCUGGCCUGACUGGGCAAUAAAACUCAUCUCACUAACCAUUC